ACUGGGUGCACUGCUUACAGGAAUCGUGCGUAAUUAGCUAAAAAUAAAGUAUCGAACUUGUAGUCCUUCGUUUACGAAUAUAUUGUAUUAUUAGCCCUAUGUUUCUUUGAUUAAACGUUUGUGUAGUUAUAUCGUACACAAUUGAAAAUGUUUGCGGGCCUACCUGAGCUUGGGAUAUCCAAUGGCGAGGAUCUAAAAGAAACACUGACUAACUGCACAGAGCCUCUGAAAGCCAUUGACCAGUUUCAGACAGAAAAUGGCAUUUUGUUGCCAACUCUUCAGUCAGCUCUUCCCUUCCUGGACCUUCACGGGACUCCUCGGUUGGAGUUUCACCAGUCUGUCUUUGAUGAGCUUCGUGACAAGUUGAUGGAGCGAGUCGCCACUAUCGCGGAGGGCAAGGAUGAGGAACGUUAUGGGAAACUUGAAGAGCUUCUCGAGAAGAGUUUUCCGCUGGUGAAGAUGCCUUCCAUUCAGCCAGUGGUCAUGCAGGUUCUGAAACAUCUUCCAAAGGUUCCAGAGAAAAAGCUGAAGCUUGUAAUGGCUGAUAAGGAACUGUAUAAGGUCUGUGCUGUUGAGGUGAAGAGGCAGAUCUGGCAGGACAACCAGGCUCUCUUCGGGGAUGAGGUUUCGCCCCUGCUCAAGCAGUAUAUUGUGGAGAAGGAGGCAGCACUUUUCAGCAGUGAUCUCUCUAUUCUGCACAACUUCUUCAGCCCCUCCCCCAAAGCAAGACGCCAAGGAGAGGUAGUCUUGAAGUUGACCCAGAUGAUUGGGAAGAAUGUGAAACUGUAUGACAUGGUACUUCAGUUCCUGCGAACCCUCUUCCUGCGUACGCGUAACGUCCACUAUUGCACCUUGCGUGCAGAGCUGCUCAUGUCCCUCCAUGACCUGGACAUCAGUGAGAUCUGUUCAGUAGAUCCCUGCCAUAAGUUCACCUGGUGCUUGGAUGCCUGUAUCCGUGAGAAGUUUGUGGAUGCCAAGCGAGCCCGGGAAUUGCAAGGUUUUCUGGAUGGAGUGAAGAAAGGACAGGAGCAAGUACUUGGGGACCUGUCCAUGAUCCUGUGCGACCCAUUUGCCUGUAACACCCUGGUUUUGAGUACGGUCCGAAACUUGCAAGAAUUGCUCAGCCAGGACGCUCUACCCAGAGACAGUCCAGACCUGAUGCUGCUGCUCAGAAUGCUGUCUCUUGGUCAAGGGGCUUGGGAUAUGAUUGACAGCCAAGUCUUUAAAGAGCCCAGAUUGGAACUGGAGGUUGUAACCCGUUUUCUACCAGCCAUGUUGUCAGUAGUUGUGGACGACUACACCUUCACUGUAGAACAGAAGCUCCCCAGUGAGGAGAAGACCUCCCUCGCUUACCCCACAGCCCUGCCUGAUGCCUUCAACAAGUACCUGCAGGGGAACAGGGUGGCAUGUGAGAUAGGUCUGUAUUACACACUCCACAUUGCCAAGCAGAGGAACAAGAAUGCCUUACAACGGUUACUUCCCGCUUUGGUGGAGACCCACAACGAAAUGGCCUUUGGGGACAUCUUCCUGCACCUCCUGACAGGGCACCUCACCUUGCUCUCUGAUGAGUUUGGGACUGAAGAGUUCUGCUCUGCUGUGUUUGAUGCUUUUCUCCUCGCCUCUUUCUCCAGUAAAGAGAAUGUCCACAGACACACCCUACGUCUGUUGCUUCACCUUCACCACAAAGUUUUGCCAUCUUGUGUGGAGACCUUACUGAAAACCCUGGAACCCCCAAAACAGAGCAGUGACCAGGUGAAGGAGUUGUACACCCAGCUGACGGAGAAACUGGAGGCCCAAAAGAAGAGUCCUGCCCAGCCAGACGAAGCCCCCUCUCUAGACCUGGGGCUCCAUCCUGUUACAGUGCCCACUACAGCCUCCACUCCAACCACACCACUUUGAGAGAGGAGGAGGUAGGACGCAUCGAAAGAAACAAACCCAGUGGCUUGAAAAACGGAUGCUCAUAUUACAUGUAGAAUUGAGGUCGGCUCCAGAAACCAUUAAAAAAAAAACGG
Salvelinus sp. IW2-2015 is the source of this 2012-nucleotide messenger RNA. RefSeq names its product negative elongation factor B. Lineage: Eukaryota; Metazoa; Chordata; Actinopteri; Salmoniformes; Salmonidae. Gene Ontology annotation, cellular component: NELF complex; nucleus. The record is from RefSeq and is a predicted model, not a curated record. Gene Ontology annotation, biological process: negative regulation of transcription elongation by RNA polymerase II.